GUGCCCCGCGCGCGAGCGGCCUGGGCUGAGCUACGGAGCCUGUGCGACGCCCGCCUGGCUUGGCCCUCCGGUCCCCCUCCGCCGCCGCCGCCACGAUGGGCUCCCUGCUCAGCCGCCGCAUCGCCGGCGUGGAGGACAUCGACAUCCAGGCCAAUUCAGCCUACCGCUACCCGCCCAAGUCCGGCAACUAUUUUGCCAGCCACUUUUUCAUGGGAGGAGAGAAGUUUGACACUCCACAUCCUGAGGGGUACCUCUUUGGGGAGAACAUGGACUUGAACUUCCUUGGCAACCGGCCGGUCCAGUUCCCUUACGUAACCCCAGCACCUCACGAGCCGGUGAAGACGUUGCGGAGCUUGGUGAAUAUCCGCAAAGACUCCCUUCGCCUGGUCAGGUACAAGGAGGAUGCCGAUAGCCCCACCGAGGAGGGUGGGAAGCAGAGAGCCUCGUACAGCCUGGAGUUCACCUUCGACGCUGACGCCCGCGUGGCCAUCACCAUCUACUGCCAGGCAACGGAGGAGUUUGUGAGCGGCAUGGCCAUCUACAGCACCAAGAACCCCUCCCUGCAGUCGGAGACCGUUCACUACAAGCGUGGGGUGAGCCAGCAGUUCUCGCUGCCCUCCUUCAAGAUUGACUUCUCCGACUGGAAGGAGGAUGAGCUGAACUUUGACCUGGACCGUGGCGUGCUCCCGGUCGUCAUUCAAGCGGUGGUGGAUGAAGGUGAUGUGGUGGUGGAAGUGACGGGCCACGCCCACAUUCUCCUGGCUGCCUUUGAAAAGCACGUCGAUGGCAGUUUCUCAGUGAAGCCCUUGAAGCAGAAGCAGAUUGUGGAUCGAGUCAGCUACCUGCUUCAGGAGAUCUAUGGCAUCGAGAACAAGAACAACCAGGAGACGAAGCCCUGUGACGACGAGAACAGUGACAACAGCAACGAGUGCGUCGUGUGCCUCUCUGACCUGCGGGACACCCUCAUCCUGCCCUGCCGGCACCUCUGCCUCUGCAACUCCUGUGCCGACACCCUGCGCUAUCAGGCCAACAACUGCCCCAUCUGCCGCUUGCCAUUCCGGGCCCUGCUGCAGAUCCGAGCAGUGAGGAAGAAGCCCGGGGCUCUGUCCCCCAUCUCCUUCAGCCCCGUCUUGGCGCAGACGCUGGACCACGACGAACACUCGUGUUCGGACAACAUUCCUCCCGGCUACGAGCCCAUCUCCCUGCUGGAGGCGCUGAACGGCCUGCGCUCUGCCUCGCCUUCCCUCCCUUCUGCUCCCCUCUACGAUGAGAUCACCUACACCGGGGUGCUGGACGGGCUCCCCCCGACCGGAAGGCCUCUCGUGGGGCUCGACCGAGCCAUGGAGAGCAGCCAUCAGAAGAGCAAGCGCAGCAAAUCCCCUGACAGCACCCUCCGGUCACCUUCUUCACCAAUCCACGAAGAAGACGAGGAGAAGCUAUCAGAAGACUCUGAGCUGCAGCCGCCGCUGCGAGGGACGGAGCUUAUCCUGUGCGAGAGCAACUCCCCAGAGAGCCUGACAGCGGAAGAAGCGGAAGAGGUGGUCUCGCUAGAGCAAGGCAGCCUGCUCCCCUCCAGCAAGGACAUCCUUCAGGAGAGCCCCGAGUCCAGCGAGUCCAGCGCCCUCCCAAACCCAGACAGCGAGUUGCCGGUCGACGUGUACCUGCCAGCACUCGGCCCCGAUUCCUGCUCUAUUGGGAUAGAGGAGUAAGCUGGGUCUUCUGACUUUGCCCACAUCCUCCAGAGCCGUGGGACCAGCGACACCGGGCCACCGACCCUCUUUGGCCAUCCCCACCUCCACGUGGAAAGCAGGCAGAGGCCCGCCUGAAUCAGACUACCAGGCCCAUCACAAAUCUGUGAGACCUGGCCACGGCGGCUGCCCCUCUGGGACGCUCUGCGCGCGCUCUGUUCUCUGCUCUUGUGCCACUGGCCAGGCAGCGUUUUCCCCCAUGUUGGACUUGGCCCGCCCUUUCUGAAGGAUGUGUGUCUUUGUGCAGAUGUGCAUGGAUUCCCCCUCCCCUCCGGACCUUCCUCCUUCCCCCCCACCCUUGGCUUCUUGGGCAGUUGACCAAAGGCUCUUCCUGGCAGCUGUCCGGCUGGUACUGCCUCCCCCUUGUAAAUAGCUGGCAGGGCUCAGUCCCUCUUAAAUUAUCUGUCCAGCUGCUGUUGCUGAAGGGCCAGGGGGCUUCCAGUUGGUGCAGCACCUGCCUCUCUCGCCUGCCUGCCGUGCCAUCCGCUGUACCAGCUUGGAGUCCUCCGGUUGGGUGGGCACGCCCUUCUUCCUAUGCUUUGCCACAGGGUUCCUUCUGCCCAGUGGGGCACCUCUGUAAAAAGGGGUCAGUGCAGGGCGGGGGAGGGGGGGCUCACCUGGCAGGGAGAGGGAGGCUGUGCCUACUGCUGUAUGGCUGCUGCCCUUUUCCCUUGGCCCCCAGCUCCUGCUUUCCCUUGGAGCGCUAGCUGCCUGGGCACAGAUGCUGGGUGUGGAUGCUCAUGGCAGAGGUGCCGCCCAUCUUGCGCCAAGCAGCUGAGAGAGGUGCUGCUCCAGCCAGAGGCCGCUUGCCCCGUAAUUUCCUUCUCCCAUUUGGCCCCCAUCUGCGCUGCCACCAUGAUCCUGUGCCUGUCUGAGGCCCUCCACUCAGGCUGCUGGAGAGGGAGACGAGGGAGAGCAGCCAUUUGGGCCUCUGCCCUCAGCCUGUAGAGCAGCGUUGGCCAGCGGUGUGGGGUCAUGGGCAGCCUUCCCGGGCCCCAGCCUUUCUGCCCCUCCCCUGCCUAGGGGCCGUGACGUGCCUUGUGCCCUGCUGCCUCCCUCCCUCCCUCCCUCUCUGGUGGUGCCAACCUCCCCCCUCCAGGCCUCCUGAAGCCGAGCCGAACUCUCGUCCCCAAGGCUGGGUGUGUUUCUAUAUUUAUAGGAAUAAACUCCUCCUGUGUCUUGCC
Messenger RNA from Sphaerodactylus townsendi, 2932 nucleotides. It is a transcript of the gene MGRN1, whose product is annotated as mahogunin ring finger 1. The record is from RefSeq and is a predicted model, not a curated record. The transcript has 17 exons. Gene Ontology annotation, cellular component: early endosome; nucleus; cytoplasm. Bases 96 to 1709 code for a protein of 537 amino acids. Gene Ontology annotation, molecular function: ubiquitin protein ligase activity. Lineage: Eukaryota; Metazoa; Chordata; Lepidosauria; Squamata; Sphaerodactylidae. Gene Ontology annotation, biological process: protein ubiquitination; negative regulation of G protein-coupled receptor signaling pathway; endosome to lysosome transport.